CUGAAACUGGGUGUGCUGGGGGCGGGAGUGGUCACUGGGGAUUUAAAGAGCCACCACUUCCUUGAGCCUCCAGAGGGCACUGGGAGGGCAAAGCUGCUGAGGGGACACACAGGACCGGAUUGAACCUCUGCUCCCCCUGCCUAAGCCAUGCAGCUCUGUGGGAGUGGUGCGCUGCUGACUGGGACAGACCCUGAGGAAUGUCAGAAGCAGCUGAAGAAGAAGCAGAAGAACCGACUGGCUGCCCAGCGCAGCCGGCAGAAGCACACCAACAAGGCAGAUGCCCUGCACCAGCACGAGUCCUUGGAGAAACACAACCAUGCCCUUCGGAAGGAGAUCCAGGUCUUGCAGGCUGAGCUGGCAAGGUGGGGCCGGACACUGCAUCUGCACGAACGCCUGUGCCGAGUGGACUGUGGCUCCUGUUCUGCUCUGCUGCCUUCUAGAUGCCCAGUCCAGGCAGAGCAACUCUCAGGACAACCUGAAUCCCAUGGAUACCCUAGCUCUCAGGAACAGCUGGGCCUGCUCCAGACUCCUGGCUCCUCUCCCCCAGCCCAUCAACUCUCUCCAGGUCCAUGUGUACAUGAGUCUCUUGGCCUCCUCCCUUCCCCACUGCCCUCACUGUCCUUUGACCCUCUCAUGGCGAGGGCCCCUCUAGCCCAGCUGUCCCCCAGCCCUGUACUGUCUGCAUCAUCCCCUGGUUCCAGCCUGCCAGGGUCUUUCUCUAAGUUGGAUGACCUCAUGCCCAGCACCCCAGACCAGCUGGUCCCUCCACAGCCCCUCAGACUGGAGCAUCCCACCAGCAGGAGGCUGACAUCCUCCUCCAUCCCUCCAACUGCUCUGGGACCAGAGAGUCCACAGAAUAUAGAGCACUUGCCUGCACUUUCUGGCUCCUUGGCAGAUUGGCAGAAGCUGUCUGUGGACCCUAGCCCACACCUCCUCACGGCCUUCCCGCUGCUCUCUUCUGCAAAAGUCCACUUCUAGGCUGUAUCUACAGUUGGUCUGCCUUCCCUAGGUUCUUGAAGCAGCCUCAGCACCCAAGUAGCUCCUCCAUUUCUGCUCGAGUAACUGAGUGCCUACCAUUGUGGACCAAGCAAAGCCAUCCUCUCUCUCACCAGAGACUACCAAAAAGGAUAAUGGGGGUGUGUGUGUGCAAGACCUUGAACCUGGCUAUAAUAUUGCCUGUGUUUUUCUUGGUGGCUCUCCCAGCCCUGCAUGGUACCAGAUCCCAUUAUCCUCAGGCUCCCCUAAAGUGGUUCCUUCAUGACUCUUGGGAUUGGGGCCAUGACUGCUAGGAAAGUGGAUGGGAGCUCUGCAGGGCAGUCAUUCAUACUCAACACCCCAAAGUGCCUUGAGCUCUUCACCAUAUUUUCACAGAUGGAACUGAGUGAGAUGGUGUGUCAGAAGUGAACUCAUUCCUGGGUAGAGCACACAUCUCAGCACAUGUGACGCUAAAUAAAGUGUUUCCCAGGCCUCUUGUUUUUCCAA
This is a messenger RNA of Cricetulus griseus (Chinese hamster), 1482 nucleotides long. NCBI's taxonomy places the organism in Eukaryota, Metazoa, Chordata, Mammalia, Rodentia, Cricetidae. The record is from RefSeq and is a predicted model, not a curated record.